AUGACUGAGUUUUGGAUAAUAUCUGUUCCUGGGGAAAGAAAUCCAGAGCAGGUGUAUCUGCGCCUUCAGACGACGUUGUCGAAGUACAAGGAUGUGUGUUCUCAGAUUAACAAAUUCAAUAUACCCCCUGAUUUCAAGGUAGGAACGUUAGAUAUUUUGGUCGGACUUUCUGAUGAACUGUCGAAGUUGGAUGUAUACGCUGAAAGUAUCACGAAAAAAGUCGCGCAGUAUAUGGGCGAUGUCCUUGAAGAACAAAAGCACAAGUUAGAAGACAACUUGAGUGUGAAUGGAUUAUCUCCAUCUUCAUUUCUAACUAAGUUUCAGUGGGACUAUGCGAAAUAUCCUGUCAAACAAACUCUGAGUUCAUUGUACUCCAUUAUUUCUGAGCAACUUACAAAGAUAGACUCAGACCUUAAGGUAAAAUCUCAGGCAUAUAACACUUUAAAAGGAUGUCUUCAAAGUUUAGAGAAGAAACAGACUGGGAGUCUUAUCACCCGUGACCUAGGAGAUCUUGUUAAAAGAGAACAGUUUGUCAUCGACUCGGAAUACCUUGCCACUCUAGUUGUGGUUGUUCCUAAGAAUCUGUAUAAUGACUGGAAAUCGAAUUAUGAAACCAUGACAGACAUGGUAGUUCCCAAAUCAUCAGAACUUAUAUUUGAAGAUCAAGACAAUGGUCUUUGGACUGUUACUCUUUUCAAGAAGAUGAUUGAUGAUUUCAAAUCUCAGGCUCGCGAGCAUAAAUUCGUGGUGCGUGAUUUCACGUAUGAUGAGAAAAAGAUUGAAGAAAGUAAACAUGAAUUGUCGAAACUCGAGUCAGACAAAAAGCGGCAGUUCGCACCGCUGUUUCGAUGGUUGAAAGUUAAUUUUGGUGAGGCUUUUUCCGCUAUGGUGCAUAUUAAAGCUCUUCGGGUAUUCGUGGAGUCUGUUUUACGAUACGGGUUACCUGUAGAUUUUCAAGCAAUACUGCUUGAGCCAAGCAAAAAACAACAAAAAAAGCUAAGAGAUAUAUUAAAGCAGCUCUACAGCCACUUGGAUGGAACGUCUUCAAGUUCAGUUAUGGACGAAGAAGUAAACGUGAGUGGUUUCGGUACAUCAUCGGACUACUUCCCUUAUGUUUCAUUCAAAGUGGAACUGAAUAUAUUAGAUUUACGCUAA
Messenger RNA from Trichobilharzia regenti, 1155 nucleotides. NCBI's taxonomy places the organism in Eukaryota, Metazoa, Platyhelminthes, Trematoda, Strigeidida, Schistosomatidae. The record is from the annotation of a GenBank genome assembly.